ACCAUUAUCACUAACAACUUUUCUCUUAAAAAAAAAAAAACCAAAAACAUAUAUACCUAUCUCCAUCUCUACAUAUAUCUCUCUGUCUCUAAUUUAAAAACCAAAAAACAAAAAAUGUCUGAAAAUGCAGAAGAAUCAGGAGGUGGAGGAGAAGAGUACUUAUUCAAGAUAGUUGUGAUUGGAGAUUCAGCAGUGGGUAAAUCAAAUUUACUGUCACGUUUCGCACGAGACGAAUUCGACCUGCAUUCAAAGGCAACAAUUGGUGUAGAGUUCCAAACUCAAACGGUUGAAAUUGAUGGUAAAGAAGUGAAAGCACAAGUAUGGGAUACUGCUGGUCAAGAACGUUUUCGUGCAGUAACUUCUGCUUAUUACCGUGGUGCUGUUGGUGCUCUCAUUGUUUAUGACAUUAGUAGACGUACUACUUUUGAUAGUAUUAAAAGAUGGCUUGGUGAACUUAACACCCACUGCGAUACUGCAAUGGCAACAAUGUUGGUAGGGAACAAGAGUGAUUUGGAGAACAUAAGGGAUGUAAGCGUUGAAGAGGGUAAAAGUCUUGCAGAGGAAGAAGGGCUUUUCUUCAUAGAAACGUCGGCACUUGAUUCAACAAAUGUUACAACAGCUUUUGAGAUCGUCAUUCGGGCUAUUUAUGACAAUAUGAAAAAGAAAGUCCUAAACUCGGAUUCCUACAAGUCUGAAGUGGAUUCAAAUCGUGUAAGCCUAAUUAAAGAUGGUAACACAAAACAAAGCUAUUGUUGUUCCAGAUAACUUUUUUUUUUUAUAUAUACUUUGGAUCAUCAGUACUACUCUCCUUCAAACACACUGGGUCUGGUUUAUUACUGCUAGGCCCUAGCUUGUUAAAUAAUCAUUCUCGGAUGCUUUUUGGUCA
Molecule: messenger RNA, 886 nt
Organism: Erigeron canadensis
Lineage: Eukaryota; Viridiplantae; Streptophyta; Magnoliopsida; Asterales; Asteraceae
Product: ras-related protein RABA5b-like
Exons: 2
Coding region: 115-765 (216 amino acids)
Cellular component (GO): endosome
Molecular function (GO): GTPase activity; GTP binding
Source: RefSeq, a predicted model, not a curated record